UCCGGAAGCGAGGGGGCGCUGUGCCAACGCGGGCACAGUGCGGGGCUGGCGCCGCUCCUUCCUGCAGCCCGAGGCGCGACCGCCAUGGCGCGGAACGUGCUGUACCCCUUGUACCAGCUGGGUGGGCCCCAGCUCCGCAUAUUUCGAACCAACUUCUUCAUUCAGCUGGUGCGGCCUGGCGUGGCCCAGCCUGAAGAUACCGUGCAGUUCCGGAUCCCUAUGGAGAUGACCAGGGUGGACCUCAAGAAUUAUCUCGAACGCAUUUACAAUGUGCCUGUGGCUGCUGUGCGCACGCGGGUGCAGCAUGGCUCCAACAGCAAGAGGGACUAUAGAAAUGUGAGGAUCAAGAAGCCAGAUUACAAGGUGGCCUAUGUGCAGCUGGCCCACGGUCAGACCUUCACUUUCCCAGACCUAUUUCCCGAGACAGAACCCAGCCCAGCUGAUAAGGAACAGAGCGACUUCCUGGAAGAUGUGAAUCAAAGGAAGAGCAGAGAUGUCCGACGAGGUGGUGUCUCAGAUUGGUUUGGCCUGUGACAGCCACAGAGACACAUGGACACAGGCCCCAGCAGGUAGAGCAGUUCUGACAAUCCAAAUAAAAUCCCUACCCUGGCAAAAAGAA
Molecule: messenger RNA, 619 nt
Organism: Chinchilla lanigera (long-tailed chinchilla)
Lineage: Eukaryota; Metazoa; Chordata; Mammalia; Rodentia; Chinchillidae
Gene: Mrpl23
Product: mitochondrial ribosomal protein L23
Exons: 5
Coding region: 85-534 (149 amino acids)
Biological process (GO): mitochondrial translation
Cellular component (GO): mitochondrial large ribosomal subunit; ribosome
Molecular function (GO): structural constituent of ribosome
Source: RefSeq, a predicted model, not a curated record